Angiostrongylus costaricensis is the source of this 939-nucleotide messenger RNA. The record is from the annotation of a GenBank genome assembly. Lineage: Eukaryota; Metazoa; Nematoda; Chromadorea; Rhabditida; Metastrongylidae.
AUGAAUGAUUUCAGGCAUUUCUAUGCAUUUCAUUCUUGCUUUCAUCUAUUCCUUAUCGUCUGUCAUGGAAACAAGUUCCUUUUCUCCUCGAGACAACUUAAUUUUCAAACUCGUUUAAGAGAGUUCCUUUGCAACACCUCGAUUUCAGCUGCAGCAUAUGCACCGGAUCCAACUCCUUGUUUGAUGCAACACAAUGCUUUCAUGGUAUAUCGCAUUGCAGUACCAUGUGAUUAUUUGAAAGAUGAGUGUUGGAGCUUCGUAGCGAUUCGUGACGGUUGGAUCAUAGUUUCCUUCCGGGGCACUCGCACAAAAGUCCAACUUAUCGCCGAGCUCAUCGAAACUAUGAGCGAGCCAAAAAAAAAAGUGCCAUCAUCUUUGAGUAAUUAUUUUUUGUUUCAAUGUUUCUAUAUGAUAAAUUUACAUCUCAAGAUCUAUCCCCGCUAUCAGGUACUCUUCACCGGUCAUUCCUUAGGUGGAGCACUGGCGAGUUUGGCGUCGAUUGUAUUUGCUCACAGACAUCCAGCCCUUCAAUAUAUGCUUUUCUUAAGGAUUAACUUAGUCACGUUUGGGCAGCCACGUGUCGGAAACUAUGAAUACGCCGAGGCUCACAGUCGUCUGGUGCCGAACAGCUGGAGAAUAGUGCAUAAGUACGACUUGGUGGCACACUUACCAGCAUGUGCGUUUCGAUUCUUCUCGCAUUCUUGUACACCACUACUGAACCAUUCGCCAUAUCACCAUGGCACGGAAGUGUGGUUCCCAAUGAAUAUGACGAAUAAUUCAAUAUUUCGAAUCUGUGAAGGCACCCCACAGUUUGAAGACGACAAAUGCAGCAACGGCUACUACCUUCACUAUGGAGUGAAAGACCAUUUGCGAUAUUUCGAACAUGAUGUGAGCAAAUAUGGUAGCAAUGGAUGUGUUGAUGUCACAGAUCUGGAUUAA